AUGCCAGAGAUUGUCAGAUCGCCAAAUAAAUUUGUAAACGACAAUUUCGGUCCCUGUGCCGAGCUAGGUACGAUUGCCGUUGGCGAGUUCUGGUGCGUUCGUGCAUGCUCAACACAUUUUAUUGACGUCGAUCCUCCGCUGGGCCCAUUGCCUAACCCCCUGCCAAUGGGCUCACUGGAUCUACCCAAGCAACUGCUCACGGCCCGCGAAUAUGAACUUACUCAGAACUAUGAUGCCAUUGCUCUUCUGCGCAUGCUGCCGUUCCUCCGGAGAGCUGCAAUUGCUCAGUACGCAGUCAACUGCGUUACGGAGCUGAUGUGGGAUGAGGCCAUUGAACGAGCAAAAUAUCUCGAUUCCCUCCCACUACCCAUUGGGCCUUUACAUGGACUUCCUAUUUCCGUCAAGGAGCACCAUGGGAUGAAGGGUAAAAAAUGUAACGCCUCCACAGUUAGCUGGAUUGAUUAUCCUUCAACAGACGGACUUCUGAAUGAUGCGCUUUAUAACGCUGGCUGUGUUUUCCAUGUUCGUACUACCGGUCCUCAACUCCUGAUGCAUUUGGAAUGCACUAGCAAUAUAUAUGGCCGGACUGUCAAUGCACAUAACCGUAAUCUCACUUCCGGUGGUAGAAGCGGUGGCGAAGGGGCCCUGGUUGCAAUGCGGGGAAGUGUUUUGGGUGUGGGUGGAGAUAUUGGUGGCAGCAUCCGAUGUCCGGCGAGCAACAACGGCGUAUAUGGAUUUAAGCCGACCUGCACACGGAUCUUGGGAACUGGCAAGAAGAUUGUAAUGGACGGCUGCGAGACUAUCUUAGGGACUUACGGACCACUUUGCACUAGCAGGGCAGCGAUAAGUCUCUUCAUGGAAUCUCCCGUCACAUUAACGAAACCGCUGAAGAUUGCUGUUGAAUGGGAUGACGGUGUCGUUAAACCACAUCCGCCAGUUCUCCGUGCACCCAGAAAGGUGGCGGAUGCGUGUCGGAAGGCUGGCAUGGAGGUUGUCGAUUGGGUGCCGCUUGAUCACUCCAGGGCUUGGGAUAUUAUUUCCGCUCUGUAUUUCACAGACGGAGGGGAAGAUGCUAUUGAGUCCCUGAAGGCAUCUGGAGAACCAAUCCUGCCUUUGUCCAAAUUCAUUAUUCAUGAACAACCCGCGGUCAAAACCGCAUACACUGGCAGAACUUUGGAAGGGUUCGUCCUCACAAAACCAUUUCAACUCUGCAUUAGGCGCGACGAUUACCGCGCAACAUAUGCUAAGCACUGGUCAGCAACGGCCACUUCUCCCACCGGAGAGGUCGAUUUAAUUCUGUGCCCAGCCACCCCGGGAUGUGCACCACCGCACGAGACUUCCCGCUAUUGGGGCUACACUGCACAUUGGAAUUUGCUCGACUACCCCGGCGUGGUCUUCCCUGUCACCACCGUCGAUCCAGCGGCAGACCUACGCGACGAGAACUACCAGCCCCGUAACGAGAAAGAUCUAUACAAUCAUGAUCUUUACACGGGUCCAGAGAGAUACGAACGUGCACCAGUUAGCUUGCAGCUUGUAGGAAGAGGAUUCUGCGAUGAGAAGGUUAUAGCGGGACUUGAGGCAAUCGAGAAGGUCAUGGGAAGAGAGGAAGAAAAGCAUUGA
Messenger RNA from Paracoccidioides brasiliensis Pb18, 1620 nucleotides. RefSeq lists its product as uncharacterized. The coding region runs from base 1 to 1620 and encodes 539 amino acids. The record is from RefSeq and is a predicted model, not a curated record. The transcript is spliced from 8 exons.